Molecule: messenger RNA, 2305 nt
Organism: Pundamilia nyererei
Lineage: Eukaryota; Metazoa; Chordata; Actinopteri; Cichliformes; Cichlidae
Gene: lnpkb
Product: lunapark, ER junction formation factor
Exons: 16
Coding region: 181-1527 (448 amino acids)
Biological process (GO): endoplasmic reticulum tubular network organization
Cellular component (GO): endoplasmic reticulum tubular network
Source: RefSeq, a predicted model, not a curated record
AACACCGCGCCAAACUCUCUUUCUGGUUGGCAGUUGAAAUGUCAGUUUAGGUAGCAUUAGCAGACAAGAUGUUCUUGUUUCUGCGUGAACUUUAUUGAAUGGUCAGUGAACAGAAACACCCAGACAUCGAGUAAAUUGAACCAAAGAAAUCAAAGCAAAGACUUGUGUAGUUUCAAAAACAUGGGGGCCCUAAUAUCUCGAUGGAAGGCAAAGCUAACAACAGUUGAACAGCUGGAGAACCUGGACAAGGAGAUUAAAGAGCUGGAAGAGUUUAAAACUAAAAACCAGCGUCUGCAAAAGCUAUGGGUUGGCCGUUUGCUACUUUACUCAUCUGCCCUUUACCUGUUGAUCUCCCUGAUCGUCUACUGUCUUUACCUCCCCGAGCAUUGGUUGCAGAGAAUAGCCAUGGCCCUGCCUUUCUUCAUAUACCCUGUGCUGGUGUGGUUCAUCAGAAAGUUAUUGAUUUUUCUCUUCUCCAAACGCACUGAGAGAAACAGUGAAAAACUCGAAGAUUUAAAGGCUGCCAAAAAAAAGAUUCUUGAGGAGGUGAUGGAGACAGAAACGUACAAAAAUGCCAAGCUCAUCCUGGAACGUUUUGAUCCUGAGGCUAAGAAGAAAGCUGAACUUGAGUCAACUCCAGUGCGUUCUCCGAUGACUCCCAGGCCAGGACAAGAGAUUCGGCAGAGAGGGGUGGUAAUGAGACCGAUGCCAAUGGGCACCCCGCAUGCAAUGGUCAUGACUCCUCCACCGGGAGCACGUCCCUUGCUGGGACCAGCAGGCACACCUGUGGAACGUGUUCCUCUCUCAGCUCCAGGAGGUCCACCAGACAGAUCUGCUCUGUCUGCUUCGGUCCUACAGGGCGCAGUACCGAGGACUCCCUCCUCCCCAAUGCUAGGUAUGCACCCCCCAGGUCCUCCGUUAGCUAGACCCAUCUUGCCCAAAGACAGGGGAGCUCUGGACAGAGUCAUUGAGUAUCUGGUAGGGGAUGGACCACAGAACAGAUACGCGCUGAUCUGCCAGCAGUGUUUUUCUCAUAAUGGCAUGGCUCUGAAAGAAGAGUUUGAAUAUCUAGCAUUUCGUUGCGCGUAUUGCUACUUUAUGAAUCCAGCCAGGAAGACUCGUCCUCAGGCCCCCCGACUUCCAGAGUUCAACUUUGAAAAGAGGCUGCGGGCUGAGUCACGUUCACCUGGGCCAUCACCACGUUCUGGGACAGAUACAGAGGAGAGCGCGCCACCUUCUGGAGCAAAAGCUCCAGCUCCGUGGAAUUUGGUCCACAGUUUCAAGAUCCAACAGAGACCAGAGACUCGACCUCUGCGGAGUCCAGAUGAGAAGGAGAUGGGAGAUUGUGAAGGAAUCACUAAAGAAGUAGACAGCGAGUGCCCAUUAGAGGAGCAGGAUCAGCUGCAGCAGAAGGAGGAAGAGAAAGAAGAAGAAGAAGAAGAAGAAAUUGUUCAGGAAGAGGUGGCCGAGGAUAAACCAGAGCAGAGUCGCAGCAGCCCCUGUGAGACAGGAGCUCAGCCAUCGUAGUUUCUAAGAGGCCAGAAAAGGUCCACAAGGAUGUGAUUGUUCUGUCCAGGCAGAAGGUGAUGGUAAUAGCCAGGAUAGUUAUUGAUAUUUAAAAGCAGCAUUGAUGGACAAGGAUUACCAUCAUCAUUAUUUAUAUUUAUUAGUGAAAUUGUCCAACAGUAUUGCCAAAAAUGAUGCCAACAUAUCUUGGUCAUGAGUUUGAUCCGAUGACUGGGAAGGAGUCAGAUUGAGGGUUGUAGUUUGAAUUUUAAGGCUGUUUCUCUGUUGUGUAGUUGGUUGAUUGGUGAUAUUGCUCUGUAGGUGCACUGACUAACUUAAAGUAACGAUUUACACUCUAAGGUCCUUUUAGGGUUAAUGUAGUUGGAUGCUGUAUGGUUUUGAUAAGAAAAAGUGUUUUAGAUAGAACUGCUGGUUCACACAUUGUUUUUCCUCAGAUGAAAUGACGUUAAAAAGAGGAUUACUGCUGAUUAAAAUGACUUCCUGAAGUGGGUGAGAAUGUCAGAUAGUUGUAGCGAAAGGUCAACACAAACACUCCUUAUCCAGUGUGGGAAACACUGGAUUUUCCUACACUAUCCAAACACUGACAUGCAUAACACAUGAAGUCCAUCUCAGGAUAAACCUGUUGUGAAUCAGAACAGCUUCUGUUGUGUUUACAGUAUGUGCAUACAAGUAUGCUGUUAGGUUUCAGGCUGCUGCUGCUGUGGCUUUUUCAUCUUCCAUUUUAAGUCCCUGAUCCUAUAUUUCAGGCUGACAAUAAAAAAACAUUUAUCUCUUUGGA